AUGCCCUCGAUGCUUGCUGCUGUCGCCCUCGCGGCUACGGCCGUGCUGCCCGCUGCUGUUUCUGCGCAGUUCGUGACUGCUCCGACGAACUUGACGCUCAAGAAGGGCGCUGCUGGCGUCAAUGUGCGGUAUAAGGAAGUUCCCACGGGCAUUUGCGAGACGGAUCCCAAUGUCAAGAGUCUUUCGGGUUAUGCGGACGUGGCUGAGGACCAGCACAUUUUCUGGUGGUUCUUCGAGGCGCGCAAUCAAGACCCGACGACUGCUCCCUUGACCGUGUGGAUCAACGGAGGUCCUGGAAGCUCGUCCAUGAUUGGUCUUUUCCAGGAGCUUGGCCCCUGCGGUGUUGAUAUUGACGGCAAUGUCUACAACAACCCGUACUCGUGGAGCAAUGUCAGCAACAUGCUCUUCAUCGACCAGCCCACGCAGGUCGGCUUCUCCUACUCGAUCCCCGUGUCGGCGUACACGUCCGAGCAAGGCGACAUCAUCACGCUGCCGAACGCCACAUGCCCCGACUACGCCUCGGACUGCGGCACGUACUCGUACCCGAACCUGACCCUGACGGCCAACUCGACCGACAACGCAGCGCCCAACUUCUGGAAGACGCUGCAAGGCUUCAUGGGCGCCUUCCCGGAGUACUCUCAAAACGGCUUCCACUUCACGACCGAGAGCUACGGUGGCCACUACGCGCCCGUCUUCAGCGAGUACAUCGAGCAGCAAAACAGCAAGAACAUCACCGACGCCAUUCAGAUUGACCUGCAAUCCGUGCUCAUAGGCAACGGCUGGUUCGACCCCCUCACCCAAUACCAAGCUUACUACAACUUCUCCAUCUCCCCCGGCCACACGUACGACUACCAGCCCUUCAACUCGACCAUCGCCGACAUGUGGUACAACAACCUCUACGGCGAGGGCAACUGCUACGACCAGACCGUCGCGUGCUACACCUCCGGCCUGAACGAGGUCUGCAGCGCCGCCGACAACUUCUGUUACCAGGAAGUCGAGAACCUGUACGACAUCUACGCCGGCCGCGACGAAUACGACUUCCGCGAGCUGACCCCGGACCCUUUCCCUUACUCCUUCUACGUCGACUACCUCAACUCCCCCGCCGUCCAGCAGGCCAUCGGCGCGUACGUCAACUUCUCCGAAUCCAACAACGCCGUCAGCACCGCCUUCGGGUCGACGGGCGACGAUGAUAGGCGGAUGAACACGAUCGAAGACGUCCGCGCGCUGCUCGCUCGCAACGUCAGCGUCACGCUGUACUUCGGCGACGCCGACUACAACUGCAACUGGCUCGGCGGCCAGGCGGUUGCCGACAUCAUCGCCGCGGAGGACUACGAUACCGCCGGUUUCGUCGACAUCGAGACGAGUGAUGGUGUUGCCCACGGGCAGGUGCGGCAGGCGGCGAAGUUUGCGUUCGUGCGCAUCUACGAGAGCGGGCACGAGGUGCCGUUCUACCAGCCGCUGGCCUCGCUCGAGAUGUUCGAGCGCGCGUUAAAGGGCGUGGACCUCGCGACGGGGAAGGAGGUGGUUGGCGCGGGGUAUGUGACGGUGGGGACGCCGACCAGUGAGUAUAGGGAGGGGAACGCGACGGUGCAGAUGGAGGUGUUGCCGAGUGAUGCGACGUAUAAUACUACGCUGAAUGCGCCGGAUCCGGUGGAUGGGACGGGGGCGGUGCAGAAGAGGUUGCUGAGGAGGGGAGGGAAGAGGUUGUUUAAGCCGAGGUUUUAUUGA
Messenger RNA from Lasiodiplodia theobromae, 1728 nucleotides. Its product is annotated as Carboxypeptidase s1. Gene Ontology annotation, biological process: proteolysis. Gene Ontology annotation, molecular function: serine-type carboxypeptidase activity. The record is from RefSeq and is a predicted model, not a curated record. Lineage: Eukaryota; Fungi; Ascomycota; Dothideomycetes; Botryosphaeriales; Botryosphaeriaceae. Gene Ontology annotation, cellular component: fungal-type vacuole. The transcript has 5 exons. The coding region runs from base 1 to 1728 and encodes 575 amino acids.